Molecule: messenger RNA, 3399 nt
Organism: Ogataea philodendri
Lineage: Eukaryota; Fungi; Ascomycota; Pichiomycetes; Pichiales; Pichiaceae
Exons: 1
Coding region: 1-3399 (1132 amino acids)
Biological process (GO): rRNA processing; tRNA export from nucleus
Cellular component (GO): UTP-C complex; CURI complex; small-subunit processome
Source: RefSeq, a predicted model, not a curated record
AUGGUUAAAAGAGACAGAGAGUCGGAGUCGGACAGCGACGGCGUCGAUGCGGCCGUCCAGAACGUCGAGGUGGUCAAGCGGCCCCAGAAACGGGUCCAGCUGCUUGCUCAGGACGUCCAGGCCGCCAGGGAGACUGCAGAGCUGUUCAAGUCCAACAUCUUCAAACUCCAGAUCGACGAGCUCGUGAAGGAACUGCGGCUCAAAGAGGCCCACUGCAAGCUGAUCGAGCGUGUUCUCCACCGACUGUACGAGGUUGUGCAGCAGAUUCCGCAAUCGGAGGCGUUUUCGCUCGAACAGGCGGAAAAACACUUUGCAAAGUCCAAAAACAAGGUGGCUAUCCCCUUCCCAGACCCCAAACCCACCGCUAUUAAUUACGCGCUGCAGUACCAAGCCCCAUCGGAUGUGUCGCUUGUGGGCUCGUUCGGCCUGAAAACAGGCAUCCAGCAGCCAGACGGUAUGGCUAUCGACGUGGCCGUCACCAUGCCAAAGUCCUUGUUCCAGCCAAAGGAUUACCUUAAUUAUAAAGCCCUGUACAAAAGAGCAUUUUACGUGGCGUACUUGGCUGACCAAUUGAUCACAUUGACCGCAAAACACCAUCUCCCGGUGCGAAUCUCGUACGAGUACGUCAACGGCGAUAGAUUGUGUCCAAGCAUUAGAAUAGACAGCAUCUCUCCAGACAAAAAGCAUCCAGACGAUCUGGUGUUUCAAGACACAAAGUUUAAGAUCCGGCUUUUGGUUGGGCUCGAGUACGGCUUGUUUGAGAGCAAGAAACUGCUUCCAGACAGAAACUGCAUUCGUAUCCAGACAGAAGACGAACUGCCGCCAACUCCGUUAUACAACGCUUCCAUCUUGUCUUCCACCACGUACAAGUACUACUUGAAGUACCUGUAUGCUACUAAAAAGUCGACAGAGGCAUUUAGAGAUGCUACUGCUCUGGGAAAGCUCUGGCUCAAACAGCACGGAUUGGGCUCGCAUUUCAAUAAGGGCGGAUUUGGUCAUUUUGAGCUCGCCAUGCUCAUGUCUGCGCUCCUUAAUGGCGGAGGAGAAUCUGGGAACAAGAUCCUGCUCCAUGGUUACUCCAGCUACCAGCUUUUCAAAGGAACAAUCAAGUACCUGGCUACCCAGGACCUGCUAAAAGACGGCUAUCUAUCGUUCACAUCCACCAUUGGCGACGGAAGCUCUGUUUACAAGAAAGGCGGCUUCAAUGUGCCAACGUUGUUCGACAAGACCACGAAAAUUAAUAUCUUUUGGAAAAUGACACCUUCGUCGUACCUGCUGCUCAAGAAACAGGCAGCAGAGACUUUGGACCUGCUCAACGAUGUGGUCCAGGAUCGGUUCCGCCAGAUCUUCAUUCUCAAAAACACUCAGAAAUACCUGCAUUACGAUACGCUCGUUUCCGUGCCGCUCAAGACUCUGGACCAGCACGACAAGUUCGGCUCGAUCGAGCGUAUCAUGUUCCUAACCUACGAAAACUUCGUCACCAGCAAGAUUUACCGACUGGUCACUCGGGCGCUGGGCGAGCGUGCUAAUCAGGUGGCUGUUAGCGUGUCUGCCACAGAGGAUAGAUGGAGUGUUCAGAAGAGACACCCCGAGCCCGAGGACAAGUCGGUGGAGAUUGGGCUGUUUUUGAACGCCUCGGAGAGCGAAAACAAGGUCACCAAGGGUCCGUUGCACGAGGAUGAGGAGAACGCGGUCAAGUUCCGCUCGUUCUGGGGGUCCAAGGCCCAGGUCAGACGGUACAAGGACGGUAACAUCCAGUACAGUUGUUUGUGGCCAGCCAACGAGCUGGCGGUGGUUUCCAUCUUGAACUACGUGUUUGAGCUCCACAUCGGCCCAAACGUUCGGUUAGAGUACAGCUCCAGCAAGUUUUGGAAGAUGCUUCCUGUUCCGCUAACGUCGAACGCGGUGCAACUGAUUCCACCCAACUUCCAGUCGUUGAAAACCUCCUAUAACGAGCUAUGCAAGGUUCUGAACGACAUUGAGCUACCACUGGCUAUCAAGUCUAUUCUGCCUGCGUCGCCAGCCUUGCGCAACACGUCCACGAUCCUGCCUGUUCCGUUGGCCGUUGGAAAUCCAGAUUUUUUCAACGAAUCCAUUAUCCAGUUUGAGACGUCCACGAAAUGGCCGGACGAGCUGCUAGCCUUGGAGCAGACCAAGACCGCGUUCCUGCUCAAGAUCAACCAGCAUCUGGCAGAAAACACAGAGUACAAGUCGUACCUUGAGAAAGACGAGACCUCGGUGCCGUACAACUCUCAGAUCAAGACGCUCAACAUCAUCAGUCCAGAUGGCUAUGGAUUCCGGUUCUACGUGCUGACCGAAAGAGACGAGGUGUUGUAUUUGCGUGCAAUUGAAAACAGCUCCGAAAAGCAAAAGAAAACAGUCAGCGACAUUUAUUUGGCAUUCAACCAGAAAUACAUGGGUUCUGUGAAACACCACCGCGCGAUCGCGUCGCUCAGCACGCACUUCCCGCUGUACUCAGCGACGGUGAGGUUGUUCAAGCGGUGGCUCGACGCACAGCUACUGCUUUCGCACUUCUCCGACGAGCUCGUGGAGCUGCUGGUGAUGAAGGUUUUUGUGGACCCUGCUCCGUACUCUGUGCCGUCGAGCAUCGAGUCUGGCUUUUUGCGGACGCUGCAGUUCCUAAGCCAAUGGAACUGGAAAGAGGACCCGUUGGUGCUGGACCUGGCCAAAGAUCUGGAAAAGUCCGGUAACUACAUCGACCUGAUUUCCGACAAACUGACCGUGCAGAGCUACCAGGCCAUGUUGGGCAAUUUCGCCAAGGUGCGCAAGGAGGACCCGCAGGCUCUCAAGACGCAGUUCUUCGUGGCGUCGAAGGAAGAUCUGUCUGGUAGACUGUGGUCUUUGGGUCUGAGUCUGCCAAUAGCAACCAGACUUACUGCUCUCAGUAAAGCUGCGGUGAAUGCCGUGAGCAAGUCGCUGGACUCGCGCACGCUGAAACUGGUGUUCACGCCGGCACUCAAGGACUACGAUUUUGUGCUGCGGAUCAAGACGCCGACCGAGUACGCGUCCAAGACGGGGCUGUUGCUGGAGAACAAGUUCAAGAACCUGGUGAGCGCGCUUCCUGCUGUGGACGAUGCGAGCGGCGAGCAGGACCCUGUGGGCGCGUACUGUCGCGAGCUUCGUGCGCGGUUCGGCAACGUGCUGGUCGUCUCGUGCGGCAAGUACACCGGUUUGAGCCAGAAUGGCCAGACCAACGUGGUAGCCGGCUUACUCAACCCAGUGGUGGCCGGCUCCAAGAAGAAGUUCCGCGUGAACCUGGGCUACGACGUCGAGCCCAUCGACGACGACCAGCUGCAGCUGAACCGGGCCGCUCUCCUGGCGCAAAUCGUCCACCUGGGUUCCGACCUUGUCGAGUCGGUCGACCUUAAUAGAGUGUAG